Molecule: messenger RNA, 1988 nt
Organism: Argiope bruennichi
Lineage: Eukaryota; Metazoa; Arthropoda; Arachnida; Araneae; Araneidae
Exons: 18
Coding region: 136-1878 (580 amino acids)
Source: RefSeq, a predicted model, not a curated record
GGAAAUAAAACGAUUAAAUAAUCAAAAAAUGGUCAAAAGGAAACCGGAACAGGAGAUAAAAUUGGGAGAAUCCGCUUCCGUGCUCAUUCAUAUGUAAAAGGAAGAAUUUAUCUUUGAAGUUGAAUUUUUCUUGAGAUGGAUUGCAAUGAUAAAGGCAUGCAACUUUUAGAUGAUUUUUGGCAAUGGCGCUUGAGUAAUAGCCCUGAAUUUGCUACUUUCAGUGGUAUCCAUGAGUUUGAUGACAAAUUAGAAUCUUAUACUUUAGAUGCUAUUUUGGAGAGGAAGGUAGUUUGUAGGAAAUACUUAAAUGAUUGUCAGCAAAUUUUAAAUGAAACUAAUCUGAAGAAAGAAAUAAGUGAAAAUUUGGACUUCCUAGUUUCUGAGCUUAAAUGCUUUAUCAGAGGAGCUGAUGCUAAAGGGUAUUUUUUCCCUCUCAAUUAUAUGGAAGGGCCACAUCUUGAAUUUGAAAGACUUAUUGCAUCCAUGAAUUGUGAAACAUUGAAAGAUUUUAAUAAAAUACUUUCCAGAUACAAGGAGUUGCCUGUACAGAUAUCUCAGAUGACUGAAAUAAUGAGAGAUGGUAUUAAACAAAAGAUGACUUUUCACAAAAUAUCUGUGGCUGCAAUACCAGAUCAAAUUGAUGUUUUAGAUCAAUUAGAUGUUCUUGAAAAGAAUCCAGAAGAAUGUAUAUUUUAUAAGCCUUUCUUGUCAUUACCCGAUACAGUUACUGAUGAGAAAAAGAAAGCUUUACUUCUUGAGGCUGUUGAUUCCAUUUCACAUAAUGUUAUACCUGCUUUCAAAAUGCUAAAGGAAUUUCUUGAAAAAGAAUACUUUAAGCACUGCAGGCCCAAAAUUGGCAUAUUUACACUGCCCAAUGGAAUUGAAAUUUAUCAGAUGUGCUUGGACUUUCACCUUAGUUAUUUUUUAACCCCUGAAGAAGUUCAUGAAAUUGGAAAAAAGGAAGUGGAAAGAAUUUUAAAAGAGAUGGAGACGGUUAUUGAGUCACUUGAGCUUAAAAUGUCAGUGAAAGAAUUUGCUGAAAAGAUGAGAGAGGAUGAUGACUUCUAUUUCAAUGAUGCAGAAGAACUGAUAGAAGCAUAUAAAGGUCUUGUUUUCAAUAAAAUUCAACCAUUGCUAGGAAGAGUGGUCAAUAAAAUUCCAGAUAGUAAACUUGAAAUAAGGCCAUCAAGCGCAUCAAUGAGUGGUGGACCAGCAGCCUAUUAUUUGGCUGGUACAUUUGAUGGGAAGAGACCAGGGGUAUUUUAUGUUAAUGCAGGAGAUGUCAAAGCAGUGCCAAAAUAUGAUAUGGUGUCUUUAGCACUCCAUGAAGCUUUACCUGGUCACCAUCUUCAGGCCUCUUACCUCAUGGAAUGUAAAGAUCUUGCUGAAUUCCGUAAAUAUAUAGAAGAUAGAAAAUAUUCUGAAUCUCCAUCUCGUUUCCCGCUUCACACUGCUUACAUAGAAGGUUGGGGUUUGUAUUCUGAAUACCUUGGUAAUGAAUUAGGAUUGUAUGAUGAUCCAUAUAUUAAAUUUGGCUAUCUGUCACAUGAGAUGUUGCGUGCCCUUCGUCUUGUUGCCGACACUGGUUUGCAUGCUUUUGGGUGGUCUAUUGAGAAAACUGUCAACUAUAUGUUGGAUCACUGUGCAAUUUCCCGCAAGCAUAUUGAAAAUGAAGUGAAUAGAUACAUUACUUGGCCUGGCCAGGCAUGUGCUUACAAAAUUGGUGAAAUCAAAAUAAAAUCUUUGAGAGCAAUGGCUGAAAGAGUCUUGGGUCCAAGUUUUAAUAUCCAGGAGUUCCAUGGUGUUAUCUUGCAACACUGUGGCCCCCUUGAUUUGCUGGAGAAAAAAGUACAAGAGUACAUAAAGCUGAAGGCUUGAACAGACUGUUCCAAUUCUACAUUCAAUUGCAAAAGAACUCAAGUGGAUGGCUCAAUUUUUUUUUCUAUUACUUAACUUUUAAAUAAACAUGGACUGAUUUUAUAACUUCA